Messenger RNA from Lethenteron reissneri (Far Eastern brook lamprey), 1933 nucleotides. RefSeq names its product beta-microseminoprotein-like. The record is from RefSeq and is a predicted model, not a curated record. NCBI's taxonomy places the organism in Eukaryota, Metazoa, Chordata, Hyperoartia, Petromyzontiformes, Petromyzontidae.
AGUUGGUGGUGGGGUGGUUAUCGUGGUGGUCGAGGUGCCUCGCCCGUCCGCGCGAUGCCCCCCACACUCCGCACGCGGCUCUGACGAACGCGCGUCUCGCCAAACGACACGACGCCAUGGCCGUGACGCGAGUCGCUCUUCACGCCUUGGUCGCGAGCGUCCUCGUGGCGCUCUCCAGCGGCGGUUGCUACCAUCGACGUCCCGAGACUUACGUCGACACGCGUGGCCUGGUCCCGGUACGCGUGUCGAGUGGCUGCUUGGACGAGUUUGACGCAGUCCGCGAGGACGGCGAGAGGUGGAGAACCAGCGACUGCAUGAAUUGUUACUGCUCCGGCGACGAGGUACGCUGCUGCCACGCUGCGUUCCGGCCCUUAAUGGGCUUCCCUUCGAGCUGUGAGCCGAUCCUCGACACGAAGGAAUGCGUCUACAAUGUGGUGAGGAAGAAGAACCAUAAAGUGAAGUGUCCCCUCUCGGGGCCUCAGGCGGCAGUGGGGAAGUGAACACUGGGCCCGUCAGCAGCCAGCCAGCCGUCCACAAUCCUCACCACCACCAACACCCAAUAACCACGCGCCAUCACAACCACGCACCCACACGUCUCACCCCCUCCCCACCAACACACACAUACCAUAACCGACUCCCAUUGACCAUUCACCAUGACCAUAGCGCAUCACCCAACAAUACCACACCACAAACACACAAUAACCACUCACCAUCACAACCACACACCCACCCGUCUCCCCCAUCAAAACACACAUACCAUAACCGACUCCCAUUGCCCAGUCACCAUAACCAUAGCACAUCACACAACAAUACCACACCAUCAACACCACGCACCAUCGCCAGAUACCACCAGCUUAUCACAUGCUGCCAUCACCAUCACAGCCACCCUACCAAGUGUUAGGCGGUGCCUCCCUUGGCGCCCACCUCGCCCGCAAUCGCCGGGUCCUAGAAUGACCACGGCGCCAGAUCUGACGAUAAUAUAUUGAGGUCCUUAAAUUUGAAUUCAUGUUUCAGCCACCUGUAAUUAAAGCUGGGUUCUGAAAUAUAACCAGCAAUGAGUUCCUCGUGACUUAAAUAUUAGAUUUUCCCCCAACAAAUUUGCAUUACUUCAGCUCUAAAAACUAAACAUUUACAUUUUCAUAGCCUUGUGAUGAACGCGCUUUGCAGAAAAUUACAAGGGUGUACUGCCCAACAAACAGUCAUCCAUAUCAUCGAGGUCUGCCCUUUAGAAGGUGGAAUUCAAAGAGACCGAGUUUCAUCUCGAUGAUGUGACGGUUGAGUGGCGAGGAGAUGUUGCCUCCCUCGCCUGGCACACAGGAGGUUGUGCGUUCGAUCCCGGACCCCUAUUAUAUAUCUGGAGUUGGUCGCGAGGAUUGUUCUCCGGGUUCCUCCGGUUUUGUCCCUCCUCGAUGGAGGUGUCUGUACGGCAACCACCUCCUGCUUGUGUGGGUGGGAGCAGUCCCACAGAUGAUCAGCCGGUUACAAGUUCUAUGUCGCCCCCAACGUCCUGAAUUCGGAACGAUUCAUGAAGUGGAAGUUGGAAAGGGAGGAUGAGGAGUAGGAGAGGUUCAUGCUCGAUCCUAUCUUAGGUUUAUUCCGCUAGUUUUUAUUGUUGUUGUUGUUGCUACUCUAUCGCUUGUGUGUUUAUCACGUGCCACGCUUCACAAUCACAUUGCAUGUGCAGUACGUCCGGAGUUUCAGAAGUAGGCACCGCUCCAGGUGCUGUGGUCGAAAUGUUGGGUUCUACUCUGGAAGUUCAGAAUAUCUGAAGUUGAUUUAAUAUGCAAUCGGAUGUUCUCCAGCCAUGAUCGAUCCACUGCUGGAUGAAGGCCUUCCAAGCAGCCACCAUCUCAGCAUUUAAGUACUUUAUAUUACAUCGUGUUUGCUUUAGUGAUCUUACAUCGUACUAAUUAGUAAAAUACAUACAACACCA